GAGAGAAUUUAAAACAUUUAUUCGUUGGCGACUUCGUGAAUGAAAUUAAUAAAAAACAACAAAAAUGAAUAAAAGAAGCCGUGGUGGAAGGACGAGGCUAGAGCAAUACAAUAAAAUGAUCGACUUUUUUUUGGAAAACAAAGGUCUGGCGGAUGGGAAGUUUAGUACCAUUCACGGACAGAUCAAGGCUUCUCAGAAAUGGGCGGAGCUAGCAAAGUUACUUAAUAGCGUAAAUGGGGCAGAAAAAUCUGCAGCUCAAUGGCAGGUGGCUUGGCGUGAUUUGAAAAGUCGUACAUCGUUGAAGGCAAGACAAAGGAGAAAAGGAAUGGCUGCCACUGGAAACAUCAAAGCAACACUCACAGAACUGGAACAAAGAGUGUUGAGCUUACUAGGCAUGGAUUAUGUCAAAGGAAGCAGUCAAUGUUUUAAAAUUAUUCCCGAAGAUGAUAAUCUGCAAAUGGCUUUAGAAGAUGAGAAUACAGUGGUCUCAAAUGAGGCGGAAGUCCAGACUACAGAGCUCACCACACUAAAAAACGAUGUCGAUAUGCCCAACCCAAUGAGAGCAAAUAAGCGAAAUGCCGAACAUGAAAAUGCAGGAGACAAUUUCGCAAAAAUUGCAACGCAUCAGGCACAAACAAUGCUAAUGCAGGCUGAAGCCGCCAAAAUACAUGCCGAGUCCGCAAAAUUGCAGGCAGAGGCAAUGCUGCUACAAGCGCAAGCGUUUGAUCGAGUGGCAUCAUCUCUCGAAAAACUAACUAAUGAUAUACGCAUAUUUAUUAAAAAAUAAAUGAAACAAAAAGUGUAAUAAUA
Messenger RNA from Anastrepha obliqua, 810 nucleotides. RefSeq lists its product as uncharacterized. Bases 65 to 787 code for a protein of 240 amino acids. The record is from RefSeq and is a predicted model, not a curated record. The transcript has 4 exons. Lineage: Eukaryota; Metazoa; Arthropoda; Insecta; Diptera; Tephritidae.